UGCAGAGGGGGCCCAGGCCCCGAGUGGGACAGGUGAUGAGUCCUUGCUUGCCCGCCCUGCAGACUCCACCAACCGGGAUUCGCUGGACAUGAUUGAGCGCUGCAUCUGCCUGGUGUGCCUGGACGCCCCGGGGGGCUUGGAGCUCAGUGACACCAACAGGGCGCUCCAGCUCCUUCACGGCGGAGGCUGCAGCAAGAACGGGGCGAACCGCUGGUACGACAAGUCCCUGCAGUUUGUGGUGGGCAGGGACGGCACCUGCGGCGUGGUGUGCGAGCACUCCCCGUUCGACGGCAUCGUCCUGGUGCAGUGCGUGGAGCACCUCCUCAAGCACAUGGUGAGCAGCAAGAAGCUGGUCCGAGCUGACUCCGUCAGUGAGCUGCCGGCCCCCCGGAGGCUGAGGUGGAAAUGCUCCCCCGUAAUUCAAGGCUUCCUAGCUUCCUCCGCAGAAAAACUUCAACGAAUAGUAAAGAAUCUCGACUUCGUGGUUUAUAAGUUUGACAACUACGGGAAAACGUUCAUCAAACAGCAGAAGUGCAGCCCCGACGCCUUUAUUCAGGUGGCCCUCCAGCUGGCCUUCUACAGGCUCCAUCGCAGACUCGUGCCCACCUAUGAGAGCGCAUCCAUCCGUCGCUUCCGGGAGGGACGGGUGGACAACAUUCGAUCAGCCACUCCAGAAGCACUGAGGUUUGUGAAAGCUGUCACAGACCAGGAGGCUGCUGUGCCGGAUUCCGAAAAGUUGCUGCUCCUGAAGAGUGCCAUCCGCGCCCAGACGGAGUACACAGUCAUGGCCAUCACAGGGAUGGCCAUCGACAACCACCUGCUGGGGCUGCGGGAGCUGGCUCGGGACAUGUGCAAGGAGCUGCCGGAGAUGUUCACGGAUGAGACAUACUUGACGAGCAACCGAUUCAUCCUCUCCACCAGCCAGGUGCCCACCACCAUGGAGAUGUUUUGCUGCUAUGGGCCUGUGGUGCCCAACGGGUACGGCGCCUGCUACAACCCCCAGCCCGAGAGCAUCCUUUUCUGCGUCUCUAGCUUCCACAGCUGCCCGGAGACCUCUUCCACCAAGUUUGCGAAGGCCGUGGAAGACAGCCUCGCGGAGAUGGGCGGCCUCUGCAGCCCGCCACCGACCGCUGCCAGCAAGCCGCUGGUGACAAAGGAAAAGUGCCACUAACUGUGACUCCCACCACCACGUCUGCCCUCCCAGCCUAGCAUUCUGCAGCUGCCAGACCCUUGCUGAACCCCUCUCCCACCCUCGCCCCAGCUUUCUGCAGCUCCCCUGUCCUCGGGGCCCCAUGCGCAGCACAGUGAGAUCCCCCAGCGCGGAGUGUCUGCAGGAGACUGUCCCUGUGCGCAGGAGUGUCCUUAGCUACAGACGGCGGCAGGCCGGGCCCUGAUAACAUUGCACAGGAGAGAAGAGCAGCCGGGCUCAGAAGGGGUCAGGUGAGGUGGGACGGGCACACUGACGUCCCUCACUCGCUGCCAGCAGGACCUAGCACGGCUGGGUCAUGUUUUGCCCAACGGAAGGAAGAAUGAGUCGCCUUAUUAAGUGCAAUGUACCUAGUGAAUCAUGAGGGAAGAGGCUAAUCCAGGUCAUUGCCUCUUUUCUUUUGGGGAGAAGUAGGGGCUUUGUUUUCGGAUUCAAAGCAGCCUAAUCAUUCACAGGGCCUGCGCUGAGCUCACAUUUAGCUGGGUAAGUACCCCUCCCCUGAC
Molecule: messenger RNA, 1710 nt
Organism: Myotis brandtii (Brandt's bat)
Lineage: Eukaryota; Metazoa; Chordata; Mammalia; Chiroptera; Vespertilionidae
Product: choline O-acetyltransferase
Exons: 8
Biological process (GO): neuromuscular synaptic transmission; acetylcholine biosynthetic process
Cellular component (GO): cytoplasm; neuron projection
Molecular function (GO): choline O-acetyltransferase activity
Source: RefSeq, a predicted model, not a curated record